Aureobasidium uvarum is the source of this 998-nucleotide messenger RNA. The record is from the annotation of a GenBank genome assembly. Lineage: Eukaryota; Fungi; Ascomycota; Dothideomycetes; Dothideales; Saccotheciaceae.
CGACCACCAUGCCUCCCAAGCAGGAUCUGAACCGCUCAGGAUGGGAGUCAACCGACAUGCCCUCGGCCUGUGAAAACUGCCUUGGUGACAACCCCUAUUGCUGUAUGCUCGAUCUGAGCUUUGGACUUCCCAUCGUUGUGCGCGACGCCGCCUUGAAGAUGAUCACACCUGGACCAAACAGCGAAAUCAACAGGGAAUACUAUGCACAAANNAAUCAUGAGAAGGAAAUCGAAGAGGGUCGAGGAGCUAUCGAGGCUUAUGAACAGACGGACGAAAAGGCUAGGGAUCUGCUGCGCAGACUCGCCCAGAGCGAGCCUCACUACAAGAAACAGAGAAGAUUGGAAGAGGAGGGCGCUGCGUCAGGACAAAAGAUGCUCGAGGGGCCUUCUUCGGAAGGUGCCAGACCUGGACUCAUUCGUACGAAAGACUCGAGGCCAGCAGGAUAUGGACCUCCAUCACGCCCCGUCAAGGGGGCAUCCAGAGCACGCCCAUUCCCCAACACAGCAACUCUGCCACCACAACCACAAGACAUUCUUCCCCCGGCCGACAAAAAUGUCAUGUCACUUUUCGUCACUGGUGUUGAGGAUGACUUGCCCGAACACGACAUUCGCGUCUUCUUCUCACAGUUCGGAGCUCUCCGCUCUCUCAUCUGUUCACAUCGAUCACACUGCGCUUUUGUGAACUACAUGACCAGAGAUACAGCCGAGGCAGCGGCUGCUUCAUGUCAAGGAAGAGCUGUUGUCAAGGGUGUGCCACUCAGAGUGCAGUGGGGCAAACCCAAGACAUUGGACAACAUGGACAGAGAGGCUCGCAUGGCAAACGCAAGAGCUGGACGCGAGACGAACGCAGCAGUCAAGGCGGCUUCAUCUACAAGGCCGGCAAUCGCUGCUGGUCCUUCUUCCUCAGCUGCUGGACCAUCAGGCAGCACAGACAACUUUGAUCUGGUCGCGCCUCCGCCUGGAUCAGAGGAUGUUCAAUACGCAAGUUUGGCAGGCGAG